Ruditapes philippinarum (Manila clam) is the source of this 935-nucleotide messenger RNA. RefSeq lists its product as uncharacterized. Gene Ontology annotation, cellular component: mitochondrial inner membrane. The coding region runs from base 80 to 547 and encodes 155 amino acids. Lineage: Eukaryota; Metazoa; Mollusca; Bivalvia; Venerida; Veneridae. The record is from RefSeq and is a predicted model, not a curated record. The transcript is spliced from 4 exons. Gene Ontology annotation, biological process: mitochondrial respiratory chain complex I assembly; mitochondrial respiratory chain complex IV assembly.
AGCGAAUCAUUCUUGGUGCAAAACAUUGUAUAUCUUUCCAAAAUGUGAUCACCUUGAUAAGAAUUGUUGGAACUUAAGAAUGUUCCAUGGUUUUAGAGAUUUGGCUGGACUGGCAUUCGGUAUUUUUGUCGCUGGAGUAGGAGGAAUUGCUGUAUUAAACAGGCAAAGUCACCGCAAAUUGAAUGAAGCCGAUUAUAUACAGGAACCAUUUCGUAUUCUGAUGGAGUAUCCACAUGCCGAGGAGAUCCUUGGAAAAAAUAUCAAGAAAAGGAAUUUGAACCUAUCUGACCCAUUCAACGGGAAAAAUGAUGACUUUGCACAGAUUGUAAUUCCUGUUGUUGGAUCUAAAACUCAAGGAAUGUUGUAUACAUGGUUAUCAAAUACUGCCGAGGAGAACGAUUCUGGUAAAAAAACAGAAGAGAAGUGGCGUGUGGACAGAGCAGACAUUAUGUUACCUACUCAUAAAAUACCCGUCACAUUUUAUAAACAUCCAGAAGCUGAAUAUGUUGAAGAUAUCAAAUUUGAAGAAAAAGAUUUUCAGAGAUGAUUUAAGCAAUUUGUUUAAUUUUAGAUAGUGCUAAUGUUCAAAUGUGAUUCAUUAUUAAUGUGAAAAUCAAGUGCGUGAAAUUGUUGUUGUACAUUUUUCAGGUAUUACAAAUGUUCAUGCAUUAUAAAUAAUGGAUUAUAUGAAAAUCUUUGAUAUUCAGAUUGGUAUACAUUAACAGUGACAUUAUGUCAAGUUGAGAAGCAUUGGCUAUUUAUUUAAAAUGACUUCUAUAAUUAACCAAAAAUUGAUCAUGACAAAUCAUGAAAUGGUUGGGAUACAAGAUAAAACCUGCCUAAAAUAUAAAAAAGACUGCAUUAUUUAUGAGUGAUAAAAUUGCAAAGGAUAUUUAUUUAUUUAUUGUAAAUGAUAAUGAUAAAAUGUAAAGCUA